Molecule: messenger RNA, 1401 nt
Organism: Anopheles bellator
Lineage: Eukaryota; Metazoa; Arthropoda; Insecta; Diptera; Culicidae
Product: leucine-rich repeat-containing protein 4C
Exons: 2
Coding region: 1-1401 (466 amino acids)
Cellular component (GO): voltage-gated potassium channel complex
Molecular function (GO): potassium channel activator activity; voltage-gated potassium channel activity; transmembrane transporter binding
Source: RefSeq, a predicted model, not a curated record
AUGAAUGCCAACUGGCGUGCGGUGGUCCUCCUGGCGACACUAUGGCGAUUCUGCUGCAACGGGACUCUGUUGGUCCAGUGCUGUCCACUGGAGUGCAUCUGCUUAUCGCAAACACAGGUCAUGUGCAACACAGGUGCACUACGCGAAAUCCCACUGAAGGCCAUCCCGGUGACGGUGGAGCAGCUGUCGCUGACGAAGAACUACUUCCCGAUCGUGAAGAGCGACGCAUUCGGGGGUCUCCGGGCACUCCGGAAGCUAUCGCUCGAUGGCAACAACAUCACCACCAUCAAACCGUUCGCGUUCCGAGGCCUUCCCCGGUUGCGGGACCUCUCGAUCCAGCACACCCCGCUGGCGACGGUCGCAUCGUUUGCGUUCGCCGGCCUCCAGAAUGUGUCACAGAUCCUGCUGGCCCACAACAAGAUCCUGCGCAUCGAGGGGUACGCGUUCGCGGGGGCCGUCAACAUCCGGCUGAUCAACCUGGUCGACAACCCGACCAUGACGAUCGAGACGAACGCGUUCUCGAGCCUGAGCAACGUCGACAAGCUGAUCCUGCCGUCCGGCAUCCGGUCGAUCGAACCGGACGCGUUCUUCGGGCUCGAGAUCGUCGGCCUGAUGAAGCUGUCAUUCAUGGACCUGGCGUCGCUGGUGCCGUACACGUUCCGCGGGCUCACCCACGUGAAGGUCCUGUCGCUGCAGGAGUCCGACCUGGGCGUAAUCCGGCCGGCCGCGUUCGAGGGGCUGGUCCACGUCGAGGUCCUCAACAUACUAAACAACAAGAUCGACGCGAUCCAGGAGCUCAACGUGACGGCGGCCAACCGCAUCCGGGUGCUGCGGAUACAGGGCAACCACCUGCUCGAGACCCCGGAACCGGGCGCGAUCGUGCUCGAGGGCAUCGACACGCUGCAUGUAAAUAGCAACUAUUUCCCGUGCGGCUGCAGCAUCCACACGCUGCUCGAGAGUCCGCUGGCGAACGGAACGUACGUAGCGCACGGGUCCGUCCCGGCCGGUGACUUCCUGUCGAAGAACUUCUGCAUCUCACCGCUCGAGGUGAACGGGCUGCCGAUGAGUGCGAUCGACGUCUACUCAAUCGGGCGCUGUCUGGAGCAGGUGACCCGCGAGAACCUCGAGGCAUCUAACUCGGCCCGCUCGAGUGUGUGGCGAGGGAGACCCCGUUCGUGGACCGGCCACUGGACCGGGACCGGCGGUAGUAGCGGGAGCGCUGGCGGCGGCGGCGGCAGCGGCGGUAGUUCCACUAGCACCAACAACAACAACCACGAACACUCCGGCGAAGGACCACUGCUGACGGCGGUCUCGUCCGCCGUCCGGUUCCUGCUCGCUUCGCCCGUACCGUCGGCCCUGCUGGCGAUGUGUUUCCGGUUUUUUAACCUCAAAAUUAGUUGA